Molecule: messenger RNA, 1596 nt
Organism: Nerophis lumbriciformis (worm pipefish)
Lineage: Eukaryota; Metazoa; Chordata; Actinopteri; Syngnathiformes; Syngnathidae
Source: RefSeq, a predicted model, not a curated record
AUGGAUGAAGUUGCCGAGGAGAGGAUGGUAAGCAAGGCCGUGGUGGAAUUUAACGCCACCUUGCAGGCAGCUGUAAGGGAGGUCCACAUGGACGUGAGUGCUUUCAAGCAGCGCAUCGAGCAGCGCAUUGACGAGAUGAGCGCCUCCAGCGGCCCCCUGGCCGAGGCGGUGGGUAGGUUAAAGGAGGAGAACCUGCAGCUCCGCUCUAAACUGGAGGCUCUCAGCCGCUUGGUAGAGUCUCUCGCUGGGGUACAGAUUGACAGGAACUACUCUGCUACCGGGCCCAAGGGGAAGAGUAACGAACAGGGUGUGGACAAUGGGCUCACAGAGAUGCAGUCAAAGAACCAGGAAGACCAGAGGGGCCAUGUGGGUCUGACUGCUUCCAAAUCUGGACAAUUAUGGAGAGCAAAAGAAUUUAAUGGAGUGGAGGCCCAGACUGAGAAGCGCAUUGGCUCAGUGGAACAACCGAACAAGAAGCGAGCCCAGGAUGGGUUUGGCGGUCUUACCGAACAUCAUCUUCCCAUCACCGCUAUGACAAGAGUCAGCUCAGAAGCGUCAGUCAUCGCCCACGUCGCAGCUCCAGUGGUUAAAGUGUCAGCGGAAAGCGCAAUAAAAUCAUUUAGAAAUAAAAGUGGUUUAUCUGGAUCAAAAGACUUUGCGUUCCAGGAUCAAUCAAGCUCUCCAUCUCUGGCUGCUUUGGCGCAUCUUCCUCUCACAGCUGCGAGCAGAAGCAACCCUGAAACUUUGCCUGCCCCUAAAUCUUUUCAGACCCCAUCUUUGCCAGAAUCCCCAAAUGUAAAACCAGGAGAGUAUCCAUUUCGACGCGAUGUCAGCGAGGCCAAGCUGCAAUCGUCUCUCUCAACCUCAGGAGUAAAAAAUAACACAGAGUCACAACCGAUUGCUCCACCGGCAUCCCAGGAACCAUCUGUUAAACCAGGGGAGUACCCCUUUAAGAGAACUCCAGUUCUAAAGACACCAAGCCCGAGUCUGAAAAGAAGUGUGAGCUUUCCUCAACCGGCAGAAAAGUUACUUCCAUCCAAGUCAAUCAUAAAACCAGGUUUGUCGCCUGGUUUUGAGAAAAAAGGCACCUCCUCUACUGUGGAAUUUAAACAAGAUGUGACAAAGUCUAACACGCUUCCUCGCGCUGGUGGUGCACAGGCCAAACGUGCCCUCUUUGAGCGGAUGAACUCCGAGCCCCUAAAGCCCAAGGACUCCAAGCCCAAAUUGAAGCGCUCACAGAGUUUUGGCGUUUCCAGUGCCAGUGGGAUAAAACAGAUCCUGUUGGAGUGGUGCCGCUCUAAAACUAUAGGCUAUCAGAAUAUUGACAUACAGAACUUCUCCUCGAGUUGGAGCGACGGCAUGGCCUUCUGUGCCCUGGUCCAUUCCUUCUUCCCGCUUGAGUUUGACUACAAUACGCUAAACCCUUCCAACCGCAAGCAAAACCUGCAGCUGGCUUUCACUACAGCCGAAACGCAGGCUGACUGCCUCCGUCUGAUCGAAGUGGACGACAUGCUGGAGAUGGGUGAUAAACCAGACCCCAUGUGCGUGUUCACCUACGUCCAGUCACUCUACAACCACCUGAAGACGUUUGAGUAA